AUGUUCGACUCGGGACCACCGACAGGACUUCCCCGCGAGCUAAACAUCAACAGCCCUCCAGUGGCCCGUUGCUCCGUUGCUGGAUGUGCGGCCCUCGAAAGGCUUCCCGGUCGGACCAAGUGGGGUGGCGGACUGACCUCCGCGCGUGAGCGAAUGGGCGCCUGUCAGUGGUCUGCAGCGCAGAGGGUGAGUGGUGAAUGGAUCAAUGGGCCAGGGCAGAUCCAGUAA
Messenger RNA from Penicillium diatomitis, 228 nucleotides. RefSeq lists its product as uncharacterized. NCBI's taxonomy places the organism in Eukaryota, Fungi, Ascomycota, Eurotiomycetes, Eurotiales, Aspergillaceae. The transcript has 2 exons. The record is from RefSeq and is a predicted model, not a curated record. The coding region runs from base 1 to 228 and encodes 75 amino acids.